AUGAAGCUUGAGAUGGCCCGUCGGCAUAAGAUCAACUACCCCAAGUACACCUACCAGCCGAAACCCAAGAACGACGAUGGGGCGGCCAAGAAGGCCUCGAAGCCGAAGAAGACUACCAAAGCCAAGGAGGCCGCGGUCAGCAAGGACAUUCAUAUAGAGCUCGUCCUCCCGGAAUACGGCCAUGACGCCAUGACCACCAAGGUCAUGGCCGAGUAUAAUAAGUAUAUCAUUAACCCCUCGGCGUAUAUGGAGUCGAAGAAUGUGGUCGUGGAAGAGUCAGAGGAUCUGGAGGAAUCAGAGGACUUGGAAGAGCGAGAGCAGUUAGGGGAGUCAGAGCAGUUGGAGGAGGCAAUUAUGUCGCCAACUGUGGAGAACACCAUGUUGCCGAACACCAUGUCGCCGAACGCCAUGUCGCCGAACGCCAUGUCAGCGCAGCAGCAGUUGCCAGAGAACCUCGACCAGCAGCUCGAAGCCGGCUUUCAGGACCUCGGCUCCUUUCUAGACCAUGACGAUGAUCCCUUUUGGGGGUGGUCUGGAAGCCCUGUUGCAGAGGGCUUCACGGAGGAAGCAAUGGCCGCCUUCAUGCACGCUACAGAGGAAUAG
This is a messenger RNA of Anthostomella pinea, 603 nucleotides long. The record is from the annotation of a GenBank genome assembly. Lineage: Eukaryota; Fungi; Ascomycota; Sordariomycetes; Xylariales; Xylariaceae.